AUGGGAUUGUUCAAGAAGGACAGCGAUGCUGGGUCUGCGCCUGCGGCUGGCGGGCCCUCGACGCCGAGCAAGAAGGAGCUGAAGGAGGCCAAGGAGCGCGAGAAGGCCAACGAGAAGAAGAAGGCGCUGAUCUCGACGCCCAACGUCGGCUCGGUCGUCCACACGAGCUCUGGCGGCGGAGCGGCAGCCGGCGGGCAGCAGCAGAUCGCAGGACUCGGUGCCGCCUUGCAGCGAAACGCAUCCAACGCAUCCGCAAGCACGCGACCAGCAUCGGGCGCUGCUGCGUUUGCGGCAUCGCCGUCGCCAUCGAGCGCGGCCGCCGCGCAUCACGUUCCGGACAAUCGUCGGAGCCUUGCUCUCUCUGCACGCUUUGAUUCAUCCGAGGAUUUGACGGGCGUUGGCUUGCACGAGCAUGUCGACGUUGACAACCACGAGCACUUGCUUGCCCUGACAAACAAGGUCAAGGAGUUUUCCGAGCAAAUCACGGCGUUCGGACGCCUCUUCCCCUCCGAGCCCAACGAUCAGGCCAAGGAAACGGUCAUUGUGGGCGUCACCAACCUGCACACACUCAUCAAGGAUAUCAGCGAGACCUUCUCGUUCAACCUUGACGACGUCCUCGUCCACCUCAAGACGCUCAUUCUGGCGACCAAGCAGUGGGCUGCCGGCGCAAACCCCACAGACCCGCAGCGCCCGCACAACUUGAACAAGGUUUUGCAGGACAUGAUCACCGUGUUCGCCCGCAUCGUCUCAGAGUACAUGCAAGGCUUUGCGACGCCCGAGGCCGAGUCUUCUGCUGCGGCACAGUAUGCAGCUGCGCUGCCGCUGGCCACCGCAGGCGGCACCAUCCCCACCACCGCGCCCCCGGCGUUGCAGCACCAGGCGUCAAAGCUGCACGUGAGCGGCGUGUUGCACGAUGUGGACGAGGAAGGCAACUUCUUCUCGUCCAUCUCCCAAGACAAGGAUCUCGUGGGCAUGCUCUUCAUGGACGGUGUUGAGGUCUUGAACGCCCGUUGCAAGGAAUGGUCGAGCUACACUGGCGAGCUCUUGUCCUAUCUCAAGAGCCGCGUGGCGCUCGAAAAGGAGUACUCGACCAAGCUUGCCAAGCUGUCGAGCGACACCACCGCCACCUUGAACGAAAAGGGCUGGCUCAACCGCAGCACAAUGCACACCAACACGCUCGCCGUGCUCGCGUCGCAUGCAGGAGCCGCUGCUCGUCGCACCGAGUUUUCUCACCAGGUCGUUUCCAAGGUGAUUGAGCCGCUGCACGAGCGCCAGACCGAGCACGACAAGUCACGCAAGCGCAUCAAGGAGCAGUGGACCAAGGAGCGCAAGCGGCUAGCAGACACGCUCGCUGCCACCGACAAGGCCAAAAAGCACUUCCACGACUCUUCGCGCAACUGGGAAAAGUCGCUGCUCGAGAAGAAAAAGGAGGAAGCGACGCCCAUGCGCCUCAAGCUGGACAAGCGCAUCAAGGACGAGGAGGAGGCCCGUGCCAAAUGCGGUGCCGCCAACGACGCCUACAAGCAACAGCUCGUUGUUGCCAACAAGGCCGUCGUGGACUUUGAGGCCUUCUUGCGCAACGUCAUCCGCACCCUGAAAAUCUUAUCCGAGACGUGCGAGCACAAGAGCAAGAACACGGUCGGACGCCUGCACCAGCUCGAGUACGUCCUCGUCUCGCCCUACGAGGACGAAAUGAUCAGCCUGAUUGAUCACACCAAGCACAUCAACAACGUGGAAGAUGUCGCACGCUACGUUGCGCGUCAGUCUGCUGGCCAAGAGUUGAAGGUCGAGUCCGUCGAGUACGAGGACUUUUCCCUCCAGCAGGAGACCGCAGCCUAUUCGGGACACGAGCGUUCGGGCCACCUUGGUACUUUGCCUGAGCAACGCGGCAACCACAACGCCACCGGUGGCGGCUUGCUUCAAGUCCCUGGACUCGCCUCAUCGGCCAUGUCUGGCUCGACGAGCGCCGUGAAUGGCCAUGUCUUCCGUCGUUCCGACGUCCCCGGUCGUUGCGCACACUGCCAAAAGUACGCCUUUUUCAACUCGGCGCGUUGCAACAUUUGCAACAUUACCUGCCAUGUUGGCUGUGGCGAUCACGUUGUCGAGAUGCCCUGCGAUCGCGAGCGCUCCAGCUCUGUUUCAAGCAUCCACGCGCCCGCCAUGCGUUCUGCCAGCGGCACGCCCAGCCGUCGCAAGGGCGACAAGCUGUCCUUCUUUGGCUCCGACCUCGUGUCGCUCGCACGUUCUGGCCAGCCCGUGCCGCUGGUUGUGCUCAAGUGCAUUGCGGAUAUUGAGCGUCGCGGCAUGGACUUGGUGGGCAUUUAUCGCAUUGCCGGCCAAAAGUCGCGCAUUGAAGAGUUGUGCGAGCGCUUUGAAAUUGAGCGCGAAAACAUUGACGUGUCGCAGCAGCCCGAUGAGCAUGUCGUGGCUGGUGUGCUCAAGCUCUUCCUGCGCCAGCUUGCCGACCCGCUGAUUCCUUUCGCAGCCUACAGCAAGUUUAUUUCAGUGUCGGAAACGGCCAGCACGCCUGCCAUCAAAGCCCUUGUGCGCUCGCUGCCCGACGCCCACUACAACACGCUCCGUGAGCUCAUGCGCCACUUGCACAAGGUGUCCCGCAACUGCCACGUCAACAUGAUGCGCACGGAUAACCUUGGCAUUGUGUUUGGCCCGACGCUGGUCCGCUGCAAGGAGGAAUCGGUCGAUGCCCUGCUCGACAUGCCCAAACAAGUGCGCAUUGUUGAGCUGCUCAUCACCAACUACGAGGACAUCUUUGACGACGUUUCAGACGAAACCGCCGCACGCAUUGCUCGUGAAACCAAGGCCGCUGAAGAGGAAGAGCAAGAACGCCUUCGCAACGAGCGCGAAAGCGAAGAGAAGCGCGCUCAGGCCGCGAAAGAAGCCGAGGAACUUCGUGCCAAGCAGUGGCAACUCGACAACGAGCGCUUGGAGCGCGAGCAAAAGCGGUUGCAGGAGGAGCGCAAGCAGCGAAUGAAGGAGAAGCGUCGCUCUGAACGCGAGUCGCAGUAUUUGGACGAGACAGCGGAUCCACUGCAAGCCAUCAUUGCGGCAACUGCACCCAUUGUCAUUGAGGAGGACGAGGACGAGGCUGCCGCCCGCCAAGAAGAGGAUCGUGCCACGCUUCGUCGCAGGCAAGAAGCCGAGGCUGCCGCCGCUGCCGCCGAGAUGGAAGCAGCGCUCAAGUUGAAAGAGGAGGCCGACCGCCGUCGUCAAAAGGAGGCGGCUGAUCGCGCUGCCGCCGCUGCUGCUGCGGCUGCCGAAGCUGAAGCUGCUGCCCAAAGGCAGGCUGAUGAGCAGGCCGAGCGUGAGCGAACGGAGCGUGCCGAGCGUGCACGCCGCGAGCGAGAGGCUCGGGAAGCUCAGGAAGCGCUGGAAGCUCUGGAGGCUGAGGAGACCAAGAAGCGUGAGCAAGCGGCGGCGGCAGCAGCAGCAGCAGCAGAGGCUGAGGCGGAAUCGCGGCGUCAGGCGGAACAAAAAGCCGCCGCCGAGCGCGAGUCGCAACGCAAGGCUGACGAGGAAGCACGGCGCCGCGCCGAGCAAGAAGAAGAAGAUGCUCGUCCCGCCGCCCGCCAAGCUGCCGCGGAGGAGGCCGAGCGCGAAGGGAAGCGCAAGGCGAAGGGAAGCGCAAGGCUGCUGCCGAUGCUGCCGAGCUUGAGGCUGCUUCGGUCGCGUCGCCUGCGCCAGCUUUCCUUCCAGGAGGACGACUCUUCGCCCUCAAUCUCACGAACGCAGUCCAUCCUCGACGAGUCUGCUCUGCCGAGCUUGACCGAGGCCGAGUUGAGCAACCUUUCCGAGGCCGAUAUGCAGGCCGAGCUGGAGCGUCGUCGCGUCGAACGCAAGCGACAGCGCGAGUUGCGUGCUGCAGCGGCCGCUGAGGCCGAGCGCCAGCGUGCUGAUGAAGAGGAGCGCGAGCGCGAGCGUCAACGCGAAGAGCGUCGUCGCAAGCGCCAAUCUGAGGCUGAGAUGGCUGCCAAGCUCGAGCAACAGGAGGCCGAAAAUCGCCGCAAGAAGAACGAGGAAGAUCGCCGCCGUCGCGAGCAAGAGGAUGCCGAACUGUUGGCGCGUGUUGCUGCAGAAAAGGCGGCGGAAAAGGAGGCCGAGCGCCAGGCUGAGCUUGCGGCCGAGGAGCAACGCCGCAUUGCCGCCGAAGAGCGGGCGCGGAAGCGUCGCGAGCGCGAGGAAGAAGAGCGCCGCGAGCUCGAGGCUCUCGAAAAGGCCAAAGAGGAGCGUCGUCGCAAGGCCGCCUCGGACGCUGAAAGUGAAGCCAAGCGCGUUGCCGAUGAGUUGGAGCGCUCGCGCCGUACUGAGGCUGCAGCUGCCGAAGCUGCCGCCACUGCUGCUGCUGCUGCUGCUGCUUCUGCACCAGCUGCCAGCACUCCAGGCUCGGCUGACACCGAUCCGACGAGCAUGAUGUGCGUUUGCGGCAAGACGGCCAAGUUCCGCUGCACCAUGUGCAAGAGCCAGUACUAUUGCAGUCGCGAGUGCCAAACGAGUGACUGGAAGACUCACAAGCCAGCUUGCAAGCGCAUGUCUGUUGCUCCUGAUGCCAACGCUGUCGCGGCCGCCACGGCCAAAGCUGCCGAGGAGGCCGAGGCUGCAAAGAAGGAGGCCGAAGCGACACCUGCCGCUGCACCUGCCGCGACAGGUUUCAAGACUGCCAAGGCGCUUUACGAUUACGAGGCUCGGUCGGGUACCGAGAUCUCUGUGAAGGCUGGCGCGACUGUGACCAUCUACUCGCAAGUGAACAACGACUGGUACCACGCAGGAGGUGCCGAUGGUUCCAACGGCUAUCUGCCCGCCUCGUAUCUGCAGAUGCUUGAUUAA
Capsaspora owczarzaki ATCC 30864 is the source of this 4842-nucleotide messenger RNA. RefSeq lists its product as hypothetical. Gene Ontology annotation, molecular function: GTPase activator activity; protein binding. Gene Ontology annotation, biological process: activation of GTPase activity; signal transduction. Bases 1 to 4842 code for a protein of 1613 amino acids. The record is from RefSeq and is a predicted model, not a curated record. The transcript is spliced from 6 exons. NCBI's taxonomy places the organism in Eukaryota, Filasterea, Ministeriida, Capsasporidae.